CCCGCGCGCGGCGCGGCGCGGCCCAACCCCGCGUACACUCGCGCCCUGCGCCCCGCGGGCCGGCGGGCGGCUCCCGGCGCGGCCCCUCAGCCAGCGCGCCGGCAUUGUGUGGACGCGCCGGGCCGGGAGCGCGCGCGGGGGCUGUCGUGCGCCCCCGUCCCCGUCCCUUCCCGGUCGCAGCGCCGCCUGCGCCCCGCCGCCCCCGCCGCCCCCGCGCGGCCCGGCCCCCGGUCCGGCCCGGCCCGACCCGGGCAGCGCAGCGGCGGGGCGAGCGGCGGCGCGGCGCGGCAACAUGGCGACGGUGCCCGUGUACUGCGUCUGCCGGCUCCCCUACGACGUUACCCGCUUCAUGAUCGAGUGCGACGCCUGCAAGGACUGGUUCCACGGCAGCUGUGUUGGGGUGGAAGAAGAGGAGGCUCCAGACAUUGACAUUUACCACUGCCCGAACUGUGAGAAAACACAUGGAAAGUCCACGCUCAAGAAGAAGCGGACUUGGCACAAACACGGUCCAGGGCAGACACCUGAUGUGAAGCCAGUGCAGAAUGGCAGCCAGGUCUUCAUCAAGGAAUUGCGGAGUCGGACCUUCCCCAGCGCUGAAGAUGUGGUGUCCCGUGUGCCAGGCAGCCAGCUCACAUUGGGCUACAUGGAGGAACAUGGUUUCACUGAACCCAUUCUUGUCCCCAAGAAAGAUGGGCUGGGCCUGGCUGUCCCAGCCCCCACGUUCUAUGUCAGUGACGUCGAGAACUAUGUGGGGCCCGAGCGGAGUGUGGACGUGACGGACGUCACCAAGCAGAAGGACUGCAAGAUGAAGCUGAAGGAGUUCGUGGACUAUUAUUAUAGCACCAAUCGCAAGCGUGUCCUCAAUGUCACCAAUCUGGAGUUCUCCGAUACCAGAAUGUCCAGCUUUGUGGAGCCACCUGACAUUGUGAAGAAGCUGUCCUGGGUAGAAAACUACUGGCCUGAUGACGCACUGCUGGCCAAGCCCAAAGUGACCAAGUACUGCCUGAUCUGUGUGAAGGACAGCUAUACUGACUUCCAUAUUGACUCCGGGGGUGCCUCCGCAUGGUACCAUGUGCUCAAGGGGGAGAAGAUCUUCUAUCUCAUCCGGCCAGCCUCCGCCAACAUCUCCCUGUAUGAGCGUUGGCGGUCAUCCUCGAACCACAGUGAAAUGUUCUUUGCCGACCAGGUCGACAAGUGCUACAAGUGCACCGUGAAGCAGGGUCAGACCCUCUUCAUUCCCUCAGGCUGGAUUUACGCUACGCUCACGCCUGUAGACUGUCUGGCCUUCGCGGGACACUUCCUCCAUAGCCUGAGUGUGGAGAUGCAGAUGAGGGCAUAUGAAGUAGAAAGAAGGUUGAAGCUGGGCAGCUUGACUCAGUUUCCCAACUUUGAAACUGCCUGCUGGUACAUGGGGAAGCACCUACUGGAAGCAUUCAAAGGUUCUCAUAAAUCUGGGAAGCAGUUGCCCUCUCAUUUAGUCCAAGGAGCUAAAAUUCUCAAUGGUGCUUUCAGGUCAUGGACGAAGAAGCAGGCUUUGGCAGAGCAUGAAGAUGAACUCCCCGAACACUUCAGGCCCUCGCAGCUCAUCAAGGACCUGGCUAAAGAGAUCAGGCUCAGUGAGAGUGCCUCCAAAGUUGUCCGACCAGAAGUGAACACGGUUGUCUCCUCCGAUGAGGUCUGUGAUGGGGACCAGGAAAAGGAGGAACCUCCAUCUCCCAUUGAGGCCACCCCACCUCGAUCCCUCUUGGAGAAAGUGUCCAAAAAAAAGACUCCCAAGACUAUGAAGAUGCCUAAGCCAUCUAAAAUGCCCAAGCCUCCGAAGCCCCCCAAACCUCCAAAGCCCCCCAAAUCUCUGAAGCUUAAGGAUGGAAGCAAGAAGAAAGGGAAGAAGUGUCGGGAGUCAGCCUCACCCACCAUCCCCAACUUGGACCUGCUUGAGGCCCACACCAAGGAGGCCCUGACCAAGAUGGAGCCACCCAAGAAGGGCAAGACCCCAAAGAGUGUCCUGAGUGUUCCCAACAAGGAUGUAGUUCAUACACAGAAUGAUGUGGAGAGGCUAGAAAUCCGAGAGCAAACAAAGAGCAAAUCAGAGGCCAAGUGGAAGUACAAGAACAGCAAACCCGACUCCUUACUGAAGAUGGAGGAAGAGCAGAAAUUGGAGAAGUCACCCCUGGCUGGAAACAAGGACAAGUUCUCCUUUUCUUUUUCUAACAAGAAACUCCUGGGCUCCAAGGCUCUCAGGCCCCCAACAAGCCCUGGUGUGUUCGGGGCCUUGCAGAACUUCAAGGAGGACAAGGCCAAGCCAGUGAGGGAUGAAUACGAGUAUGUGUCAGAUGAUGGGGAGCUCAAGAUCGAUGAGUUUCCCAUCAGGAGGAAGAAGAACACUCCGAAGAGGGAUUUGUCCUUCUUGUUGGACAAGAAGGAGGUGCUUCCCACACCUGUCAUGAAGCCAAAGCUGGACUCCGUGGUGUACAAGCAGAGCGAUGACUCUUCGGAUGAGGGCUCUCUGCACAUCGACACAGACACCAAGCCCGGCCGCAAUGCCAAAGUCAAGAAGGAAAGCGGGAGCUCCGCAGCCGGCAUUUUGGACCUGCUGCAGGCCAGCGAGGAGGUGGGGGCGCUUGAGUACAAUCCCAACAGCCAGCCACCUGCCUCCCCCAGCACGCAGGAAGCCAUUCAGGGAAUGCUGUCCAUGGCCAACCUGCAGGCCUCUGACUCCUGCCUGCAGACCACGUGGGCUGCUGGCCAGGCCAAGGGUGCUUCACUGGCAGCCCAUGGUGCCCGGAAGAAUGGGGGUGGCAGCAAGAGUGCGGGCAAGCGGCUCCUAAAGAGGGCCGCCAAGAACAGUGUGGACCUGGACGACUAUGAGGAGGAGCAGGACCACCUGGAUGCCUGCUUCAAGGAUUCUGACUAUGUUUACCCCUCAUUGGAGUCUGACGAAGACAAUCCUGUCUUCAAGUCCCGGUCGAAGAAGAGGAAAGGCUCAGACGAUGCUCCCUACAGCCCCACAGCAAGGGUUGGCCCAUCGGUGCCAAGGCAGGACAGGCCUGUGCGUGAGGGGACUCGAGUAGCCUCCAUCGAGACCGGGUUGGCAGCGGCCGCAGCCAAGCUGUCCCAGCAGGAGGAGCAGAAGAGCAGGAAGAAGAAGAGUACUAAAAGGAAGCUGCCUCCUAACCCUGUCUCAUCCUCUGCCUCGGCCUCUACUGGUACCACCUCGGCCUCUACCACACCAGCCUCCACCACCCCAGCCUCUACUACCCCGGCCUCCACUACCCCGGCCUCCACCACCCCAGCCUCCACUAGCACGGCCAGUAGCCAGGCCUCGCAGGAGGGCAGCUCCCCCGAACCCCCGCCUGAAUCGCACAGCAGUAGCCUGGCUGACCAUGAGUACACAGCGGCUGGUGGCUUUGCAGGGGCUCAGGCUGGCCGCACCUCCCAGCCCAUGGCCCCUGGAGUCUUUCUCACACAGAGGCGGCCUUCUGCAUCAUCCCCCAACAACAACACCGCUGCCAAAGGAAAACGUACAAAAAAGGGCAUGGCCACCGCCAAGCAGAGGCUUGGGAAAAUUCUGAAAAUUCAUCGGAAUGGAAAACUGCUCCUUUAAAGUGUGGAAAGCCAGGAUCCUUCUGCUCUGCUCAGGACCCCCCGGAGCCCCGCUAAAACAUCAGCCCCUCCCUCCAAGGAGGGUGGCCUAGCUGCCUCACCCAGAGAGGACCUCACCUCCUCCCAGCCAUCACUCCCCCCAAUGAGCAUCUGUCCCUUGAGCAGGCGGAGUGAGCCCAGUGAGCGGCUGUCCCUCGUUUUGAAUAUGGACAUCCUUUCUCACGUUGCUUAGUGACCAGUUCCUCAAAAGCCAGUUUGAGGACCAUUCCAGUUUCAGACAGCCUCCAGGCACCCCUGAGUGUGGGUGUGAUUGCAGGGCCUUUGCAGCUCUGCUGGGAGCUUGAGUCCUUCAAGGAAGGUGGAGUGAGCCAAUGCUCAUCAGCCCCAGAGUCUGAGCUGGCCACAGGCUGGUAGCCUCCAGAGGCUUAAAAAAAGGCAAAGAACACAGAGAUGAGGAGGAGCAAGCAGGAUGCUUCUUUUAGCCCUUCCUUUCUCUUUCUGAGAGGUCUCAGACAAAUCCACAGAGCACUCAGCCAUCAAGAAGAGGCCUGCCCUGAGCUCCCCCAGCUGGCAGGUGGCAGGCAGGCUGACCACCCAGGGCUCUUUCUUUGGGGAGGCUAGGACCAGCAGCUGGUGUGUUCAUGUGGGGAGGGGGCAUUGUGGGGUUCCCAGGGAAGGGCAAGGGCUCAGCCACGUCUUAGGGUCCGGGGGACCCAGGCUAAGCCGCGUGGGGGGGCCCCAUCCAGCACUGCUGGUUACACUCUGGAGAAGCACUUGUUGGCCAAGGCCCCUCCCCUUCCCCCCAGCCCUGAGACGACCGAUGGGCGGGUGGCGACCAGGUGUCUUGGGUGCCUGUGGAUGAGCACUUGUGUUCCCCCGCGUGGGCGCGUGGCGUCGAGCGCGGCCGUCCUGGAUGGCAUGUCUGCCCGUUGACACGGAGGGGCUGGAUUUGUUUCUCAGGCAAUCCUGUAUUUUAAUUUUAGAUGUAUUUCCUGAAGCAUAUUUUUCAUAGAAUGUAGCGUGUAAAUAGCUUUUUAAAUGACUUCUUUUUUAUAAGAGUAAAAGUAUCUCCUAGGAAUUUCUUUCUAUAGAGUCCUUCAUUAACCUUUAUACGAGUUUUUUGCCGACUACGAUGGACACUUGGGUUCCGACGCUUUUUUCCUUUUUCCUUCUUUCCUUUUGUUAUUAUUCUUACUCUUAUUUUUUUCUUUUAGGAACUAAGGUAUUGCCUGAAAAACAAGUGCCGUGCGCGCAGCCUUAUAUACUCUGCCUCUAACAGAAGCAAAUAGUCCACAAGAGAUGUAUUUCAGACGCGUUUUAAAGACGCGUCUUCAACUUUCAUACCAGCUCUUUUGUUUUCCUUCUUGUAUGACGAGGGAUCGGGGAAACAGUUAUUUUACUAGCACCUUGUGAAGUGUUUCUGUGUUUUGUGAUGCUGUAAUUUAUUAAUGUUUGUAGCUUUUUAUAUUUGUACAUUUCUUAUGAGCUUUGUUUAUAUGCCCAUGAUCUGGGUGUUCUGUCCGCGAGGAGAGGCAGCUUGGCGGAGGCCUUACCCACGCCUGCCGUCCUGUGAGCAGGGACUCCGGCCACCCCACCGUCCCCAGGGCCUAAGGCUGCAAGGGAGUCCACCCCCCACCCAGCCCCGGGCCACGCAGAACUGGUGUUUUUAAAGCUUCCUUCCCCCCCGUCCUUGUGACCAUUUAUAUAAUCUAACCCCAGGCAUCAAGCUGUCCUCUCUCUUCCUCUCUCUUUUUAAUUUUAUUAUUAUUUUGGCAACAUGUACAUUUCUAACAAAAGUUUAUCGUGGCUAUUAAAGUGUUUUAUUUCCCAAUUCAUAUUACUCUUGUAUCGAGUCCAUGAGGUCUAAGGCAACUUAGACCAAAGUUUUAAAAAAAAAAAAAAAGUAAAAAUAUUUCAGGUUUUGUACAGAA
Messenger RNA from Dipodomys spectabilis (banner-tailed kangaroo rat), 5534 nucleotides. It is a transcript of the gene Phf2, whose product is annotated as PHD finger protein 2. Lineage: Eukaryota; Metazoa; Chordata; Mammalia; Rodentia; Heteromyidae. Gene Ontology annotation, molecular function: transcription coregulator activity; histone demethylase activity. The record is from RefSeq and is a predicted model, not a curated record. Gene Ontology annotation, biological process: protein demethylation; regulation of transcription by RNA polymerase II. Bases 293 to 3604 code for a protein of 1103 amino acids. The transcript has 22 exons.